GUACCAGCAACCGAAUGAAAGGUUUUAGCCUCGUAAUCUGUCAGUUCGCAAUGUUCUAUAGUCCCGCCACGACAGCCUACUAAUAGAUCAUUUUUUUCGUGAUUUAAAUUUUAGAAGAUUUUCGCAAAAUGCGUUUCCACGCUUUCGUCUUGUUAUUUGUGGUAUCACUAGUUAUUGAGAUCCAAUCCUAUAAAAUAUUGAGCAUAUCCCCCACAAUGUCUCGUUCACAUCAUCUGAUUGCAUGUAGCCUAAUGAAGGGACUAGCUGAGAAAGGACAUGAUGUAACCAUGAUUGCCCCAUUUCCAUUGGAUGCACCCCAUAGAAAUAUUCGAGAGAAUUCAAGUGUCGAAAGUACUAACAGAAGGGAGAGAAAUUGUUGGCGACUUGUUGAAAAUUACCAAUCAAUGGGUAUUCGAAAGUUUUUCGUUCGCACUCAAAAUCGCUAACGUAAUAACGAACCUAACCCUUCGGGAGGAGAAUGUUGUAAAACUACUGCAAUCGAACGAAACUUUCGACGUAGUUGUUUUGGAAGGGUUUGCUUCAGAAUCAUUAUUUGGAAUCGCUAAUCAUUUCAACGCUUCGGUUGUAAU
Molecule: messenger RNA, 590 nt
Organism: Hermetia illucens (black soldier fly)
Lineage: Eukaryota; Metazoa; Arthropoda; Insecta; Diptera; Stratiomyidae
Exons: 2
Coding region: 129-446 (105 amino acids)
Source: RefSeq, a predicted model, not a curated record